AUGGAGAGCCUCCUCACUAACAUCACCUCCACCGCUGAACCCCUCCUGUUCCUCUGGACCCCUAACACACCUAACUGUAGCACCUGGGACCAGCGCUGGGGAGCACAUUAUCUGCAUAGGUUAGCCCAUCUGGACGCGCAACUCUACCAAGACUUCUAUGCCGUGUGGGUCUCUCUCAUGGUGUGUAACUGUUUGAUGCUGGUGGUCGGUGUGGUCCUCAACAGCCUGGCUCUCUAUGUCUUCUGUGGGGCCGCCAACCACUCCUCAGCCUCUGUGGUUUACACCAUGAACCUUGCUGUAGCCGACCUGCUGGUGGCGCUGUCGCUGCCAGCUCGCAUCGCUCUGUACCACAGCGGAGGGAACUGUGUGGCCUGCUCCUACGUUCACACCUUCAGUUACUUUGUCAACAUGUACUGUAGUAUACUGUUUCUGACCAGUAUAUGUAUAGACCGGUACCUCGCCGUCGUCCAUGCAUCCAGUACUCUCCAUCGAUGCAGAACCACAGGAACAGCCAGGUGUGUCAGCGCCACAAUUUGGUUCAUUGCAGUCGUGGUCACCUAUUCUUUCCAGAGCACAGCGUUGGAGUUCAGCUCCUCCUGUGUGCUCCUCCCUGCCCUCUUCUACCUCACCAUCCUGGAGUUCCUCCUUCCCCUGCUGGCCGUGGUGGGCUUCACUCUACGCGUUGCCUGUUUUCUCUCCUCCAACCACGGCCCGAUGCCCCAGCAGAGUCGGGCGAGGAGGACCCGCGCUGUCACACUGCUGGCCACCGUCUUGGUGGUCUUCACUAUCUGCUUUACGCCUUUCCACAUCCGGCAGGUGCUGGUUUACUUCAGGGUCAAAGGCGGAGGGGAGGGGCUCGAGCAGGGGCACGUGCUCGCAUAUCACAUCACAGUUACCCUGAGCAGUCUGAACAGCUGCCUGGAUCCAGUGGUUUACUGCUUCGUGACAGACAGCUUCAAGAGAAUAUGGAGGAUGAGAAUGAGAGGAAUGAGGGACGGGGACGGGGAGGCGGGACAUACAAGUGGGGCGGAUGGGGAGAGGAAUUCAGUGAAUAAAUGUUCGGGUACGGCACUGGCGAUAGCUCACAGUGUGGCCACGCUCACCUUCACCAGCACUCCGAUCUCUGUGGCAAACAUGCAACAGUCCACUUAA
This is a messenger RNA of Scatophagus argus, 1152 nucleotides long. RefSeq names its product G-protein coupled receptor 20. Gene Ontology annotation, molecular function: G protein-coupled receptor activity. Bases 1 to 1152 code for a protein of 383 amino acids. The transcript is spliced from 4 exons. Lineage: Eukaryota; Metazoa; Chordata; Actinopteri; Scatophagidae. Gene Ontology annotation, cellular component: membrane. The record is from RefSeq and is a predicted model, not a curated record. Gene Ontology annotation, biological process: positive regulation of Rho protein signal transduction; phospholipase C-activating G protein-coupled receptor signaling pathway.